AUGUCUUCCGAUAAUACGCUUCUGGAACCUCCAUCAAAGAAGAGAAAGAAUAAUUCUUCACCAAUUUACCAGCAGACAAUCUUUUACAAAGAUGUCCUGAUCAACAUCUUGUCCUUUUCCAAGUUCAAGUUUAUUUUACAAAGUGCAAUGUUGGUUUCAAAAGAAUGGAAAGAAGCUUCUGCUAAUGUUAGAUUAUCACUCGAUUUACCAGGUUGCGAGUGCAUUAUUGCUGAAGAAGAGGACAAGGAUGAGGAUGAAGAUGAAGAAGAAGAUACAGAGACUUACAAUUUGAAGAUUGUUUGUCAAUGUCCAAACAUUGCCAACACUACAUGUUUGAAUAUGGAAAAUUGUGAAAUGGAUGAAAGCAGUACCAAGUGGUUGGCUAAGAGUAAAUACUUAUACAAUUUAGAAGAGCUCUACUUGAAUCAUUGCACUAUUGGAAGUGAGGGUAUUGCAAAUAUGGUUUCAGAUGGAUCUUGUUUGAAGAAAUUGAAAACUUUAGCCUUGGAAUACAGUGACAUUGGUGAAACAGGAGUAAAAAUGUUGGCAAACAGUCCAAUAAUGAGUAAUUUGACAUUUUUAGAUCUGUAUAACAAUGCUAUUGGUAAUACAGGACUUGAACAUAUUGCCAAGAGUAAAUAUCUGAAGCAAUUAACUCAUUUGGACUUGGAAAAUAAUGAAAUAGAUGAGGAAGGUAUUGCACUCAUUGGCUCAAGUGAAAAUUUCAGAGAGCUCAAGUUUCUUUCAGUAGCAUAUAAUUCCUUUGGAGAAAAUGGGUUAGAAUUAUUGAAGAAUAGUCCCUUACCAAAAUUAGAGACAUUGAGACUUCACUCCUGUGGACUAACCUUUGAAGAAUGUCAAACCAUUAUUGAUUGGCCACUUUUAUCCCAAUUGAAGAAGUUGUUUAUUAGCAAUAACGAUGUGAAUGAGAAGCAAGAGCAAGAAUUGAAAUCUCUCCUUUCUAAAAAGUAUCCUAAACUUGCUCUAUCGGAUUCAUAUUCUGAUUAAUAGGGCUUAUUUUAUUCCAAUAAUAUUAUUUGUCG
Messenger RNA from Naegleria gruberi, 1043 nucleotides. RefSeq names its product leucine rich repeat domain-containing protein. The transcript has a single exon. Gene Ontology annotation, molecular function: protein binding. The record is from RefSeq and is a predicted model, not a curated record. The coding region runs from base 1 to 1008 and encodes 335 amino acids. Lineage: Eukaryota; Heterolobosea; Eutetramitea; Acrasida; Naegleriidae.